UCCCGGUCCCGCGCCAUGGUGACGGGCUCGGCGCUGGGAAACCGUAGCCGGGACCGAGCCGCUCCGCCGCCGGCCCCGCGCCCCUCGGUGCUGCCGCCGGGGCUGUGCGGCGGGGCGGCGGCGGCGGCGGUGCUGGCGGGGCUGUGCGCGCUGUGCUACGGCAACUCGCUGCGGGGAGAGUUCGUGCACGACGACGUGUGGGCCAUCGUCAACAACCCCGACGUGCGGGCGGCCGCCCCAGUGGCUGCCGCUUUCACCAACGACUUCUGGGGCAAGCGGAUGGCGGAGAACACCAGCCACAAGUCCUACCGGCCCCUCUGCGUCCUCACCUUCAAGUUAAACAUCUUGCUGGCUGGAAUGAACCCCUUCUAUUUCCACGCAGUGAAUGUAAUUCUGCACUGUCUGGUGACUCUCGUGCUGAUGUAUACUUGCAACAAAGCUGUAUUCAAGGACUGUCGACUUGCUUUUGUCACAGCGCUGUUCUUUGCUGUGCAUCCCAUUCACACCGAGGCUGUAACAGGUAUAGUAGGCAGAGCGGAUGUCCUUGCCUGUCUACUCUUUCUGUUGGCUUUUCUCUCCUAUAAUAGGAGCGUGGACCAGCUUUAUGUUGGGGAACAUUUCCCUCCCACUGCCUCCCCAUUCUUUUUGCUGCUUAGUUUAUUCCUUGGGACGUGUGCAAUGCUUGUGAAAGAAACUGGAGUCACUGUGUUUGGUGUGUGCUUGGUAUAUGACUUCUUUUCCCUCUCCUGCAACGGCCUCAAACUGAGGAAUGGGGGCACCCACACAAGACCUGUCCGGCAGCCUGCAGCUUCGCUCCCCGCCUCGCUGCCAGUCCAAUCCCGGGAGAAUGGGAAGCAUCGCUUUGCUCACAGGACUGCAUGGAGCUCCUGCCACCCCGAGGAGCCGCGCAGCGGUGGACUUCGUGUGCCCAGCAAAGCCAUCUGGGUUAUUCGCAGCUACCUGACUGCAAAUAACAACGAGAACUUCUUAUACACUGCAAGACCUUUUUUGAAGAGAGCUGCUCUGGUAAUAAGCUAUGUGAUUCUCAUUUUGUAUUUCCGUCUCUGGAUAAUGGGAGGAUCCAUGCCAAUGUUUUCAGAACAGGACAAUCCAGCUUCAUUCUCACCCUAUUUGCUGACGAGGUUUCUGACUUAUUCAUACCUUCCGGCCUUCAACGCAUGGCUUCUGCUGGCACCCAUUACCCUGUGCUAUGACUGGCAAGUUGGCAGUAUCCCUUUGGUCGAGUCUAUCUGGGAUGUGAGGAACUUGGCCACUGUCUUCCUGGUGCUGGUGCUGGUGUUACUCAGCCUUCACUGCCUAGCUGCAUUCAAGAAACUGGAACACAAAGAAGUGUUGGUUGGCUUGUUGUUCCUGGUUUUUCCCUUCAUCCCAGCCAGCAACCUCUUCUUCAGGGUGGGAUUUGUGGUGGCAGAGCGAGUCCUUUACAUGCCGAGCAUGGGGUACUGCAUCCUUUUUGUCCAUGGUCUGAAAAAGCUGACUACGUGGUUAAAUAAGUGGAGAAUUAUUGUUCUGAGUCUCUUCGUUUUACUGCUGCUGCUGUUCUCUUGGAAGACCGUGAAACAGAAUGAAAUCUGGCUCUCCAGAGAGUCCCUGUUCAGCUCAGGAGUGAGGACUCUACCCCACAACGCCAAGGUGCACUACAAUUACGCCAAUUUUCUGAAAGACCAAGGCCGUAACAUUGAAGCGAUCUACCACUACAAGACUGCUCUCAAACUGUACCCUCGUCAUGCAAGUGCUCUCAACAACCUGGGCACGUUGACCAAAGAUGUGGUGGAGGCAAAGGACUACUACAGACGGGCCCUUCAGUUAAACCCUCAGCACAAUCGAGCUCUCUUUAAUCUCGGCAACCUGCUCAAGUCCCAAGGGAAGAAGAAGGAGGCUGUAAUCUUACUGAGGGACUCCAUCAAAUAUGGCCCAGACUUCGCAGAUGCCUACUCAAGCCUGGCCUCACUGCUGGCUGAACAGGAACGGCUGAAGGAAGCUGAGGAGGUCUACAAGGCUGGCAUAGAGAAUUGUCCAGAGAGCUCCGAUCUGCACAACAACUACGGUGUUUUCUUGGUUGAUACCGGGGCUCCCGAGAGAGCAGUGUCCCACUACAGACAGGCCAUCCACCUGAGCCCUACACACCACGUUGCCAUGGUCAACCUGGGCAGGCUUCACCGCUCCCUGAGUCAGAACAAAGAGGCUGAGGCAUGGUACAAGCGGGCACUGAAGGUAUCCCGAAAAGCUGAAAUCCUGUCCCCACUGGGGGCUCUGUACUACAACACAGGGCGAUACGAAGAAGCUUUGCAAGUUUACAGAGAAGCAGCGUCACUGCAGCCUUCAAACAAAGAGACCCGACUGGCUCUGGCCCAGGUGUUAGCAAUGAUGGGGCGGACGAAAGAAGCAGAGAAGAUGACAAACCAUAUACUUGAUGAAGAUGUGGAGUGUCUGGAGUGCUACCGCCUUCUGUCAGCCAUCUACAGCAAGCAGGAGCACUAUGCUAAGGCACUUGAAGCUAUAGAUAAAGCUCUUCAGCUAAAACCAAAGGAUCAAAAAAUCAUAUCAGAGCUCUUCUUCACUAAGGGAAACCAGUUGAGAGAACAGAAUCUCCUUGAUGAGGCUUUUGAGAACUAUAAACGGGCUGUGGAGCUCAACUCUGACCAAGCUCAGGCCUGGAUGAAUAUGGGAGGCAUUGAGCACAUCAAGGGAAACUACAUCACUGCCCGUGGCUACUAUGAGAAAGCUUUGCAGCUGGUACCAAACAGCAAGUUGCUGAAGGAGAAUCUGGCCAAGCUCGAUCGCUUGGAGAAACGGUUUCAGGAAGUCCAGGAGAAAGAUCAGACAUAGCAUUCAGUCUCAGCAGUGGAAAGGAACUCACACUCCUUGGAGAAGAAUGUGGUAGAAGCCCAUUGCUCAAAGUGACACUGAAGGAAUUCUGGCAGGACUCAGAGUUACGGAAGGCAAUUUUUGAAUGCAUGCUUACAUUUGAUCAAAUAACAGGAGGCACUCAGCUCCUGUGGGACAUGCUGGAGAACGAAUUAAAACCUUCCUUUAAUCAAGAUUUAUGUUUAGGCUGAACCCAUUUUAAUCACACUGUGAGUGGUGAGACAUAUAACUCCAAUAUCAUGGUUAUCACCGGGGAAGCCAUGGAGACAAAGCACUCAUUUAUUGAAGCAGGGGUGAAGUAGCACCUCCUGUUACUCAACACAGGCUUACCUUGUCCACAGAGAGUACCACUGAUGAGCUUUGUUGCAAGUGCCGCUAGAUCCAUCUAAGCCAGGAAGAAUGGUCCUAUAGGUCACAUAAAAAGGUUUCAAGGGGUUGAUGGUGAGGAAAUGGUGGCCACUCAUACAGCUCUAAACGUGACUCGAAGAUGAUUCUAAAGAGAGGGAAAGCAGUAUCUGAAUACUGCCCUGGAAGGACAAUUGAACAAGUGGGAUAAAUGACCCUUAGAGGAAAAACCUCAGCUGAAUGUUUUACGCAUACGAUCGUCAUUUUAUAAUAAUUUGGUACAUGAUAUCAGUAUUGUCAAAUACCAUAUAGCUUUACUCUUUGCUCUCUCCCUGCAGGCCAAAUGAGUACUACUCUGCAAAAAUGGAAGUAUUCAAAGGCAUUGAGAAACUCUAGGAUUACUUGUCUUCCUGUCCAGUCCCCAGUUAAAAAGCAAAAAACAAAACAAAACAAAACCCCAACAAAACAAAAACAAUAAAACUGAUUGGUGUAGGAGGUAAAGUAAAGCCACAGAAUGAUUAGGGAAGAUUUGGCAGGCCAGGAAGGUACUAAGGAGGCUUUUUAUGGGUGUGCAGGGACAAAGCCCAUUUGUCAUGGUGAUAUCACUGACAAAACACUUUGUCAAAGUGUUCUCACCCCGUCCCCUAAGAGAUGCAGAAAAUAAGCUAUAGCUAAUCAGUCAUAAAUCUCUAUUUUUAAAUAGGAAAACAAAUUCUCUUCAGAAUUGGGGCUUUUAUUUUUGAGCUUUAUUUAUUUAACUUAUAAUCAAAUGAUUAAUAUAUUUUCUCUGCUUUAUAUGAAUUGGGCAGUGUCAUUCACAGCUGGCCACGUGGCUGGGCUUUGUCACUUGUACUGCCUGAAGUCAGAAAAAUGCAGCACCACUGAAGUGUGCUUAAAUAAUUCCCCCUGGUGAGAAUUCUAAAGUAAAUGGCUGUGGAGCACAUUGGGCCAAACUUCAUCACAGUAACAGCACUGCUGCUCGUUCUGUUUGUACCAGUUUAGAGAAAGAAUGGAUGGUUGGUGGUGUUGUGCUUGGUGGUCCUGCCUUUGUGUUUAGACAUCAGGGUAGGUCACCAAUUCGUUCUUCUUGCUUCAGAAAGCUGCCCUAAAACAUGUAUUGAGUCUCGCUUGUGCCCAGUCCCUACAGAAGAGCAGCCUUAGGUUUGGCAUUCAUGCAUGUCUUGUCAGGAAGAGCCUGUGUGGGAGUGACCCACAUGUUGCCCAGGUUUACUUAGUGGUGGCCCUGACAGCCCUGUGCUGGCUUCACUGGCUUCAUCUACAACACUUUGUGUCUUGCUGCUGCUGUUGGUCAAGUUAUUGAUGUGAAGCAGCCACAUUUGGUGCUGAGAGAGAAUCCAGGCCAGCAGAGACAUCUCUGCUAUAGCCUGGGGAGCAGCAAGAGCCAUGGAGAGGCCGGAGUUGUGAGGUGCCAGGCCCUGCACCCCAUUAAGGGCCAAGUCCAAGGAGAUCAGCCGUUGCUUGCAGUUGGGCAUAGGCCAGCUCCUUAGGGAGCAAGGGCAAGCCUCUCCCUGGUGGAUUUUCACUCUUUCUUCCAGCCUCCUUGCCUUUAGGGGUGAAAGUGGAUUUGGGGGCUUGGGGAUGGAUCAGCAGCAGCUCUUGUCUGGUUGCACAACUUUUAUAGCCAUAGACUUACUGACCUAACGUUUCUGCAGGUUCCCAGGGCCAGUGCUGCACUUGAUGCCUUGCACGGAGUAGCUUUGCACAGCCCAGGCACUGCCAGGGGUCCUACCAGCGGAAUCCUGUGGGAUACUGAGUGGGGAAACCAGCACACAGAUGGCCUCUGAGAAGAGCUGUUGGUCUCCACAAUGCAUAGCAAAGCUGUAGAGGGUUCAUAACUAAGAUAUUCAAAGGUAACAUGACCAUACUGAGCAGCAGGGGAAAAUAGUCAGGGCCUAGCCAAGAACCACAGGUUCUUCUCAUCGUGGUCAGGUAAAAUGUCCUGCCUUUCUCCAGACAUGUUCUCCAGAGGGCUGGCUGCCUGCUGUGCUGCUGGGCAGCAGCAUGGUUGGGGCCAGCAGGGAUGUGUCUGGUGCAGACCCUGACACGGUGCUGUGCAGAGACCCUGCUAGGAGCCAUAUGCAGAGUGCUCUGACACCCAGUGAAGCAGGGAAUGGGCCAGGGGAGAUGCAUAUCAUCUAUAAAGUUUGUCUUAUAAAGAUAUAUUAAAUAAAUACUAUAUAUUCUACAAGCCGCACAAUAGUGUUGCUUUAAAUUGUGGCCAAUUAAACAUAUUUUUUCAAAUAAAAAAGAAGUUGUAUUUUUUAUAACAGUGCUUUGUGGGGGGGGGGGGGGGGGGGGGGAUGAUUUGGUUUUGUGUUUAUAACUUCAGUUUAAGACUUUGUUUGUCUCUCUUGGGUUACCUGGAACAAAUGUCUUGUUCUCCUAGAACCCAAUCAAAGCCAUCUUGGCCUCCUAAAGCUGGUACAUAUGUAAGUACAAUAAAGCUUUGGCUGCCCCCUCCCAGAAUAUGGAAAAGGAUUACCAUUUUGGUAAUGCUGUCUUCCUUGUAGAAUAACCUAGGAAGAUGAGACUCUCCUUCCAGUGAGGGAGGCAGGUUGGCUGGAAGGCGUGCUGUAUGUUCAUCCUAUCUCCUGAAAGAGGAAUAUGUUAUAACACAUUCAUGUAGAAUAAUCCCAGCUGAACUGGUUAUGUUUCUGUGACAAAAGUCUGUGUUUAUGGUAGUUACUGAGAGGAGAAGGGUGGUUAAUGACCCCCAGAUUCCCAAAGCAGCACUUUAUACACCAUCUAUGCAGGAUGAUGGUCUGCGAGUUGGCAGAGUAUCUGGAGAGUGAUUCAGGCCAUGAGCUACCAAAGCAGUUAAACGCUCGCAAAGUUUUGAGCUGACUCCCUGUCUCAUUGGCUCCUCGAUUGCUAAAAUGCUGUGUUUAUUCAGGAUGUUAAUCUUGUAAAAGAUUUAUUGCAGGUGAAGAAGAGCAAUGGAAUAUAAUACAAAAUGGGUAACCUCCACCAAAAGAGGAUACGAUUGUAAAAGAUAAAUAGAACAACUUAUUUUGUGAUAAACUGGGUAUAAUCCAAAUUAAUCAUAGGAAAUGUCCAUGUCUUCUAGCUCUGCAUGGCUCAUAAAAUAAUGAAUUAUAAAUACACUGUUUUCUGCCAACUGUGCCGCUCAGCAUGGUUAGCAGAGAUUACAAAUUAAUAAAUGGCUGAAGCUUAUCGUAGUGGAGGGGAGUUUGUUCUUUGUGUCAGUUGCAUUGGCUAAACCUCAAUGCUCACCAAUAUUAAAGUGAAGAAUUAACUCAAAGAGGGUGAGACAGCUCCUGUCUAACUCUCACCGUGCAUUUUAAUCCUAAAUGAAAAACAUAAUUGUGUUGCUUUUUCCUUUCCCCAUGAAUAAUGUUUUCAGCUGAUGGAUUUUGUUUUACUUUAUUGCUUAUUUAAGGUCCAACAUUCCUUGCUUCCAUCCCUUUUCCAUCCCUCAGGACAAAUGAUGCAAUGGAGGGGAUAUUUUCUCUCUCUUAUAGAUUACUUGGACUUGACUUCCCUCAAAAUGCGCAGGCAACUUAUUUUGGCCCAACAGUAAGUGAAUGCAGCAGUGAGAAUAGCCUUUGUUCCAGAUGUCUCAGUGAGGAUGGAGGGUGUGUGUAUGCAAGCAAGCAUGUGGGUGUAAAGAAGUCAAAGUUGAAUAAUUCAAAGUAAAGAGCCUAACUGGACACACCUUAAGCUAUCUCAAGCUUCUUAGCAGUUAUGGAAGCAAGCCAGAGGUGGUGUACAGUGUUUGGUGAAGGAAGAUAAUGGUCAUUUAAAUUUUAAUGAUUAGGCCUUUUGCAAUAUAAUUGUUUGGUUGUUUUUUUUUUUGGCCCUGUUUACCCUCCAAACUGGUGCUUAAGUCUCCAAAAAGAAUAUGUGCAUUGAAUUGACCAAGUACUGGGAUGCUGUUAUUCAUGUAUGAGCUUAUUUACAAUCUUUGGAAAAACUGAGCCCUUUGAGGCUUUUUCUCCCCAACCUUCACUCUCUUGCAGCAAUUUCAGAGCUUACCAUUUUGCUUUCACAUACAUUUUAAACCCAGCAGCAAUGGAAAAAAAAAAAAAAUAGCUUGGCAUUUGUUUGUGUUUCAUUGUGGCAAAGUUGCUUCAGAUAAUCUUGCUAACUUUGUGCAGAAGUUCACUGCCAUGUUCGUACUGACUUGCUGAAGUUUUUCUUCUGGAAGAUACCCGCGGUGAUGUCCUAUGUAACUAUUACGGCUUCUACAACCGUAUCUGUGUAGAAAUCUCUGCCCAAAGUGGAUGUCACACCCGCUGUGUGUUCCUCUGUGUGGGAGUUGUUUGCGUUGGCUGUUGUUCAUAUGGUUCUUAUUGCUGUAUCUGAUUUUUUUUUAAGAUCAGUUAUGCGUAUCUUUUCGAAAGAAAACAAGAGAACAGCCCAUGGAUUAGAAGUCUUUUUACACAUAAAUUCACUCUCAACAGCAGGACGUAUGUCAGUGGUACAGGAAUUUGCAAGUCUUUGUUUUUCUCGCUGUGGACGUACAGCUAGAUUUCACAUACAGGAGUUAUGCUCGAAUUUCUUUGCGAAAGAAAAUGUAUGUAAAUGUCUAUUUUAUAUAAAAAGUAAGAAAAGCGAA
Messenger RNA from Coturnix japonica (Japanese quail), 7834 nucleotides. RefSeq names its product transmembrane O-mannosyltransferase targeting cadherins 1 (gene TMTC1). Gene Ontology annotation, molecular function: mannosyltransferase activity; protein binding. Gene Ontology annotation, biological process: protein O-linked glycosylation via mannose. The record is from RefSeq and is a predicted model, not a curated record. Lineage: Eukaryota; Metazoa; Chordata; Aves; Galliformes; Phasianidae.